GGAAACGCAAUGUCUUUUUUUUACUUUUCGACUUUCAGGUCUCGUUCUCGAUCACGUUCUCCUCGCCGUCGGGAUCGUAGUCGCAGCGCGACUCCUGAUACAAGGAAUCAUCUUGAGAAACCUAUUGCUCAUUCAAAUCCAUAUACUGGGCAUCCAUAUUCUACUCGUUAUUGGGAUUUAUGGAAGAAGCGUUCCACUCUUCCGGUUUGGGAAUAUAAAGAGAAAUUCAUGGAAGUUCUUCAAGCAAAUCAGUGCUUAACGUUGGUUGGAGAGACUGGCUCUGGAAAAACGACACAAAUCCCUCAGUGGUGUCUAGAAUAUUGUAAGUCAAGAGUUGUUUAUGGUGGGCAAAAAAAGAUGGUUGCAUGCACUCAGCCUCGCCGAGUAGCUGCUAUGAGUGUUGCAGCUCGUGUCGCUGAAGAAAUGGAUGUUCAGCUUGGAAGUGAAGUCGGUUAUUCGAUUCGGUUUGAAGAUUGUGUCAGUGAACGUACCAUAUUAAAAUAUUGCACGGAUGGUAUGUUGCUUCGUGAAGCUAUGAAUUGUCCACUUCUUGAUAAUUAUGGCGUUAUCAUUUUGGAUGAGGCACAUGAGCGCACUUUAGCAACAGAUAUUUUAAUGGGUCUUAUAAAGGAAAUUGUGCGUCAAAGAAACGACAUAAAAAUUGUGGUAAUGAGUGCCACUUUAGAUUCUGGAAAAUUCCAAAAUUAUUUCGAAAACUGUCCCUUAAUGUCUGUACCAGGUCGAACGUUCCCCGUCGAAAUAUUUUAUACUCCCGAGCCAGAAAAGGAUUAUCUGGAAGCGGCAAUACGUACUGUCAUUCAGAUUCAUAUAUGUGAGGAAAUUGAGGGCGAUAUUCUUCUAUUUCUAACUGGGCAAGAGGAAAUUGAAGAAGCAUGCAAAAGGAUUAAACGAGAAAUUGAUAAUCAUGGUGCUGAAAUUGGCGAAUUAAGAUGUAUACCACUAUUUUCAACUUUACCACCGAAUUUGCAACAACGGAUUUUCGAACCAUCACCAUCAAAGCGUCCAAAUGGAGCUAUUGGUCGCAAAUGUGUCGUUUCGACGAAUAUCGCAGAGACGUCACUCACAAUAGAUGGCGUCGUUUUCGUUAUUGAUCCUGGAUUCUCGAAACAGAAGGUUUAUAAUCCGAGGAUUCGCGUAGAAUCUCUACUUGUCUGUCCUAUUUCAAAAGCAUCCGCAAUGCAGCGUGCUGGACGGGCAGGUCGUACAAAACCGGGUAAAUGUUUUCGGCUUUACACGGAAAAAGCCUACAAAGUUGAAAUGAAUGAUCAAACUUACCCUGAAAUUUUAAGAUCCAAUUUGGGUACGGUCGUAUUACAAUUAAAGAAGCUUGGUGUAGAAGAUCUUGUUCAUUUUGAUUUUAUGGAUCCUCCGGCUCCUGAAACACUUAUGCGAGCUCUCGAAUUACUGAAUUAUUUGGCGGCAAUAGAUGAUAAUGGCGAAUUAACACAGCUAGGCUCUCUUAUGGCUGAAUUUCCUCUAGAUCCUCAACUUGCAAAAAUGGUAAUUGCAUCCACUGAGCUUAAUUGCUCCAAUGAAAUUUUAAGCAUCACUGCCAUGCUUUCAGUACCACAAUGUUUCGUACGCCCUACUGAAGCAAAAAAAGCAGCCGAUGAAGCUAAAGCUAGAUUUGCUCAUAUUGAUGGUGAUCAUUUAACGCUUCUUAAUGUUUACCAUGCCUUCAAGCAAAAUCAUGAGGAUGUUCAAUGGUGCUUCGACAAUUUUAUCAGUUAUCGUUCUUUAAAGAACGCUGAUAAUGUGCGUAUUCAGUUAGCUAGAAUCAUGGACAAAUAUAACUUAAAAAGAUUGUCUACUGAUUUCAAAAGCAAGGAUUAUUAUUUGAAUAUUCGAAAAGCUCUUGUUGCUGGGUUUUUCAUGCAGGUAGCACAUUUGGAGCGAAGCGGUCAUUAUAUAACAGUAAAAGAUAAUCAGUUGGUACAACUACAUCCUUCAACGGUUUUGGAUCACAAACCCGAAUGGGCGCUCUAUAACGAAUUCGUCCUGACAACCAAAAAUUUUAUUCGAACUGUUACAGAUGUCAAACCUGAAUGGUUGCUUCAAAUGGCCCCGCAAUAUUAUGAUAUGUCUACUUUUCCGGAAUGCGAUGCCAAGAGAAAACUCAUGCAAAUUAUAAAUACUAUGAAUUCAUUACGCAACCAGCGAGUUAUUUAA
This is a messenger RNA of Dracunculus medinensis (Guinea worm), 2190 nucleotides long. The record is from the annotation of a GenBank genome assembly. Lineage: Eukaryota; Metazoa; Nematoda; Chromadorea; Rhabditida; Dracunculidae.